UCUGUAGAACGUACAACUUAUUUCCUGUUUUGUAAAAAACGGCCCAUCCUAGGAAAUGCGUUUGAGAAGUUGCGCUAUAGGUGUGAAUAUUUAAUUUGCGCUAUAAGGUAUAAUUUAGAGUGUAACCAUGGAUCCUAAGAUUUUACAAAACAACUCUGCUCAACCAGCGAGGAGGUCGACAAGGCAAUCGAUGAAAGCAGUUGCUGUGGAGUUGACACCCAGAGGUCCGCUGAAGAGGAGGAGGGAAGAGAUCAAGCUCCCGUCCUCACCUGUCAAUGGCUCCAUGGACGACGAUGAGUCCCCUGGCAAGAAGACCAAGUCAGAGAUUGGAGUGGCAGGGGAUGGCAGUUGUGAUGAGGAUAAGAUGGAUGUCCAGGAGACCACUGGGGAUGAAGAUCUGGACUCGGAGCUGAACGAAGACCAGGAGAUGAGUUCAGAGGAAGACUCCUCCCAUCACAAUGUCACACAGCAUAAACGUCCCUUUGAUACAGCUUUGAUGGGGCGCAUGAAUGUGAACGUACCGAAGACGGUCGGUGUUGGCUCCCAAGAGAUUGUAGAUCCCAGGUUGUACCUGACGAGUCGCAGUUCCAUUCAUACACCCGAGGAACUGAAAACAGAUCUGUUGAAAACCAAGAGAAUGGAAGCGUCAAGAAGAGCUGCGUCUGGUACCAAGCCUGCAACCCAACUCAGACCCCUGGAGAACCGACCAGAGAUUCUGACUUACAAGACUAGCAGCAUGGCAGAGUACAAGGAUAAUAUGGAGAGGAAAGACAAAAGAACUGGAUUGCCCAGCGCUAAUCAUCAUAGUAUGAGAGGUUACCCCACCUCUGAAGAGUCCUACACAUCGAGCUGUCGGGUGAACAAUAUUCCUACUCGAAAACAAACUACCAAACUCAGAAAACAAGAUAUUAAGAAAUCAGCUGUUAUCAAGGCAAUUCCUGGGAAAGAUUUUGGGGGGUGCAUGUGGAAACUGUGUCAGGCUCUGGUGCUGCUUGUCUCUGGUGUUCUGGGUCUUCUGGCCUACCAGCACCUCCCACUGCACCGUAGGCCUUCAGGGGGUGGAGACCAUCCAGCCUGGCCUGUGAGAGAGGGGAAGUUUGUUUCUCAGUUAUCUGCUCUGGAGGCCCUGUUCCCCGGGCAACGCUCUGAGCUGUGGAGGAGGAGCAGGAUCCACCUGGAGAGGCACCUGCAGACGGCCCGGCCCACGGAGCCAGUCAGCCUGAUGCUGACAGCAGGCCGCAGGGGGGAGAAGACGCUGCACUGCCUUGCCCUGCGUCUGGCCUCCGCCUUCUCCUCUGCCCUCAACGCCUCCUCCAUCCACAUCGACGGGGCCAGCAUGGCUGGCCAGGACAGCGACCAGGUCAAGCUGGACAUCGACACCCAGCUGGGGCGAGCCUUCGAGGGAAACAAGCCCGUAGCCGUCAUCCAUCGCUUUGAGGAGCUGCCCCCGGGUUCCACGAUCAUAUUCUACCGCUACUGUGACCACGAGAAUGCAGCCUACAAAGAGGUGUUCCUGCUCUUCACUGUGCUGCUGCCUGAGGAGGAGUUAGGGAAGGAGCUCAGUCUGAAUGAGGUGGAGGAGAGGGUCCAGGAUUAUAUUACGGACACCUUUGUGGAAAGUAACAGCUCAGACAAGCCUGGCUCCUAUAAUCGGAUGGACCUGGACAAGCUGAGUGGACUAUGGAGCCGUAUCUCCCACCUGGUCCUGCCGGUGGCAGUAGAGGAGAGCAUAGAGCAGGGAGGAUGCAUGGACUGAACUGGCAGCUACAGGAGACGUCUGGCUAGGUAGGAGCAGGCUCGCUGGGCUGGGCUCCUCUCCGUCUUUAUGGAGCUCUGGAGUAGCUGUGGCUCUGUAGCUGAGGGGUGAUGGUAUGAAGACACACCGAGGUGCUCUGUGUCUCUGUUUUUUUUUUUGACUUCACAGGUGAACUCUAGGACCUAGAGGUGAUAUCUUCCAGAGGUCAUAUGCUCUUAAUAGAGAUUUCUAUGCUGACAGAUUAAAAACCAACAUUUAAUAUUCAGCCCAACUGCACUGUCUAGUUUUAACUGAGAUGUCCUCUCUUUCUGGUCCUCUGUCCUAUUUCUGAUCAUUUCACAACGGCCAGCUGCUGAAAUCAGGAAGUAAUUACAGAGUGACGGUCUGAGUUGAGGACAACAGUUUGUUGUGGGCUGUUUUUAUUUCAGACCCAAAGUUUGCUUUAUAGGGAAGAUGUACAGCAUUGAUUUUAUAAUAUGAUGUCUAUUGUUUCACGUUUUUCUUGUUUUGUCUUUUCUACUGUACUGAAAAUGAAAUCGUUACCUUGUUUUUAAUUGAUAAAAAGAAAGUCGUUUUGCUAUUCCA
Molecule: messenger RNA, 2341 nt
Organism: Salvelinus fontinalis (brook trout)
Lineage: Eukaryota; Metazoa; Chordata; Actinopteri; Salmoniformes; Salmonidae
Product: torsin-1A-interacting protein 2-like
Exons: 8
Coding region: 128-1756 (542 amino acids)
Biological process (GO): membrane organization
Cellular component (GO): membrane
Molecular function (GO): ATPase activator activity
Source: RefSeq, a predicted model, not a curated record